Messenger RNA from Peronospora matthiolae, 306 nucleotides. The record is from the annotation of a GenBank genome assembly. Lineage: Eukaryota; Oomycota; Peronosporomycetes; Peronosporales; Peronosporaceae.
AUGCCGUCGGGCAGCGCCGCGGAAGGAGCGGAGACGAGACGCACGAUCCCACGGCGGCCACUCCUCGAGGAUCGAGAAACAUCGAUUGGGCCUCCUGAACAGGCAGGGAGUAAGGAACAGUGCACGGGCAGACAGCCGAUCGCCUUUGUUGGCUAUGAUCGUUCGGGCUACAACAGACAGCCUGGCACUUCUGCACCUCGUGAAGCGAGAACGAUAGAGAGACAGAGGAACAAGCAGCGCCGAAGACUGUUGUUGGCUACUGUUGGGCGCCGGUCUUUUCAGCGAACCUUCUACUUCCUGGGCUGA